Messenger RNA from Hyaloperonospora brassicae, 1038 nucleotides. The record is from the annotation of a GenBank genome assembly. NCBI's taxonomy places the organism in Eukaryota, Oomycota, Peronosporomycetes, Peronosporales, Peronosporaceae.
AUGACUCGACUCGGGCUGUCAGACAGCAUGCGCUCCACCGCGUCGACGGGCGACACAGGGCCGCUGCACACAUGGAAGCCACGUCUGUUCCCACUCCGAUGGCACGCGGCAGCAUCAACAGAAGAUGCCAAUACACCACUUGGCGACAACAUGACAAUGAAAAGGCUCACGUCUUUCGCGCCUUUGAACCCGCGGCGAUGCCUUCUCGGCGUCGGUGUGGCCAUUAUAGUGCUCUUCUCAGACUUUGAGGUGCUCUCCACGUACCUGGGGAUCGGAAGAAGCAGCACCUUGCAGGUUGUGGAGCAAUUUGAUCAAUUGGAAAGGAGCAUCUCGCUGCUUGCGCGAGACACCGUACAGCUUACGACGACAGCGAACGGGUUCCUCCAGCAUUGCAAGGAUGCGCACAUGGAAGCGGUUUCGAUGGCGGAAAUGCUACAGGAUGCAGCCAACAUAAGCUUUGCGGAAGAGGCAAAGGUUCAAACAGAAGAGCACGCACGGGUCCUGCGAGAGGUGCUGCGGUAUUACGCGCAGCAGAAACAGAACAUCCAGGAGACGAAAAAUCGACUGACGGAGAUGAAAGCGCGGGUGCCAUUUCAAAACAUAGUGCGGCCAGUGCAUACGGUAUGGUACGAAAAAGAGCAAAAGUCGAUUGAAAACAGUGUAGAAUCGGACGUUGCGAACACAAUCGCCUACCAUAUAGACGAAACUCGGCAUCCCGAUAGCAGCGACUAUCUUCGAAUACGGUCGACCAACACACUGGUUUCCACGAACGUGCGAGAAGCAAGCGCUAACCGUCGGACAAGCGUGAAACAGCCGACUUCAUAUAGACCGGUCUUCUUCUAUGUCGCCGUGGCUAUUGCUUCUGCCGUAUAUUUGUGGAACACGAUCGUGGAUACGGAAAAGAAACGGGUGGAAGAUGCUACGUGGUCGUGGUCUCCUAUUCCAACUGUUUUGAGCCAAGUGAAGAAGAUGGUGGGCGCGCUUGUGGUGAGUGCGUGUGAUGUAGCCCGGAGGCAGGUCUUGUCUUAUCGCUCGUGA